Messenger RNA from Indicator indicator, 880 nucleotides. Its product is annotated as myosin regulatory light chain 2, smooth muscle minor isoform. Lineage: Eukaryota; Metazoa; Chordata; Aves; Piciformes; Indicatoridae. Gene Ontology annotation, cellular component: cytoplasm. The transcript has 4 exons. The coding region runs from base 75 to 593 and encodes 172 amino acids. The record is from RefSeq and is a predicted model, not a curated record. Gene Ontology annotation, molecular function: calcium ion binding.
CUUCCUCCCGCUGCUGCUGCUGGCCGCGCCCGCAUCAGGACCCCUUCGCGUAGCCUGCAGAGCCACCAGCCACCAUGUCCAGCAAAAGGGCCAAGACGAAGACCACCAAGAAGCGCCCUCAGCGCGCCACCUCCAAUGUCUUUGCCAUGUUCGACCAGUCGCAGAUCCAGGAGUUCAAGGAGGCCUUCAAUAUGAUUGACCAGAACAGGGAUGGCUUCAUUGACAAAGAGGACCUGCACGACAUGCUGGCCUCCCUGGGGAAGAACCCAACGGAUGAGUACCUGGAUGCCAUGAUGAACGAGGCUCCAGGGCCCAUCAACUUCACCAUGUUCCUCACCAUGUUUGGGGAGAAGCUGAACGGCACCGACCCCGAGGAUGUCAUCAGGAACGCCUUUGCCUGCUUCGAUGAGGAGGCCACAGGCUUCAUCCAGGAGGACUACCUGCGGGAGCUGCUGACCACCAUGGGCGACAGGUUCACGGACGAGGAGGUGGACGAGCUGUACCGGGAGGCUCCCAUCGACAAGAAGGGCAACUUCAACUACAUCGAGUUCACGCGCAUCCUGAAGCACGGCGCCCGCGACAAGGACGACUGAGCCGCCCCGCGCCGCCCCCGCUUCACAGCCGCCCUCUUUCUCCAGCCUCUGCUCCUGCCAGCCCUCCCUGCAUGCAUUUAGCUUUCUCAGCUCCUGCCUAUCUCAGUCUGUUUAUCAAUUCUGGGCCAUUCCAGGCACCGUUUAUACCACUGUAAUCAGACUGGAAAUGGGGAGAAUCCUGGAGGGGGAGAGGGGGAAAGGAGAUGGGGCCAAAGCUGCUGCCCUGCAGAGCAAUCUCAGCUUUGCUGGGGGAGUGAUUUUUACAGUUUUUGUAAGGGAAAAAAAAC